Molecule: messenger RNA, 2734 nt
Organism: Exophiala dermatitidis NIH/UT8656
Lineage: Eukaryota; Fungi; Ascomycota; Eurotiomycetes; Chaetothyriales; Herpotrichiellaceae
Exons: 2
Coding region: 1173-2507 (444 amino acids)
Source: RefSeq, a predicted model, not a curated record
AGAUAUUCAGGAUUAUGUGUCUGACGAAAGCAUUGUACACUCAGGCCCGGGAAAAAUUCACAGCUCGCAAGUUAUUCCUAUUUCGUCAGACAACUAUUUUGUCCCCAUUCCGCAUGAAGCCAGCCUCGUCGGCUUUUUGUUUACAUGUACUACUAGUAUCUACUGUACCUUACUCUGGCACCCGUCGGCUUUCUCCUUGUUCAGGAUUACAGCUCACGCUCCACUUGAGGUCCAGAAUUAUAGACCGUUCCAAUGGAGUUGCAUUUCUGACAAUCUAAAGGGGAUAGUAGUAUCAAAAACGGUAAACGCAUCCUCACAUCGACUGCCGGCGGCUAGGCUUGUCCAGCUACCGUCUCAAACGCCCUUUCUCCAUCUCAGUCCGAUUGGUACGUACAAUUAAGUGUUCUGUCCACACCACUUGGACGUGCUUCUCCCCCGAGAAAUACAGGCACAUGCCGCCAUGGCCAUAAGGAUUGAAGAACACCAGCAGACUCGUGGGACCUUUGGUACAAUAAGGAUAGCAGCGACAUGAUCGUUGAGCAUGUGCGAGCAUGCCAGUUUGUCCAUGUAUUAAGGGGAGUAUCAUUCGGAUAAACACUAUCUCCAACAGUACCCAGGCUUGGUUCGCAGCAACCAUCCUCAUAUCGAGGGCAGAAAAGGAGCCCGCAUGGUUAAAGGUCAGCAUGCUGAACAGUAUCCAAGGUAGGCUUAUCGAACUUGACUAUUUUCCCAAUGACAAGAACCUCGCCGAAAGUAAAUGAUUGGGACUUGAAGUCACCAUGAUCUCACGACUCUGGUUCAUUUGGGGGCUAUCUCUGCCACUGCCUUCCUUACACCUGGCGGCCUUUCCCAAAUUUCCGCAUGUUAUGGCCUCAAUGAUCCGAAAUCUCGAAAUGACCCAAAAGGCGACAUCAGAAUCAGAGUCCAAUGUUUCAUAUCCAUUGACACCACAGAUCCAAACCCAGCGAGCUGGCUCAAAACGACCCAAGACAAAUUUGAAUCAGGAGAGACCCCCCAUCUCGAACCUCACCCUCAGAAAAUGGUUAACCAAAACGCAAAGGCGAACUUAACGAGUACAUGUAUCCCAUAUUGGAUAUAACAAUACCACAUCCACCGCAUUCUCAACAUUCUUCUCGCCCCUAUCAAAUCCCACUUCCCAACUCCAUCCAAGAAUGCAAUCAAACCCUCCCAUCAUCACCUAUCAUUACCUCUGCCGCUAUUCCUCGCACGAAUACCUAGUCUCAAUGGGUUUCCCACCCCCCGACACCAUUGACAUGCUCCUUGGCAAAUCAAACUUCCACUCCUGGCGAGCCACCGUGCAACCUGCUCUCCUGACCAACAAGUACUCAUCCAGCCUGAUUCUCGGCGACUGGACCGAACCGCAACCCUCAGAAUUUUCUUCCCAAGCACUGACAGACAGCAACGAAAGGGCAAAAUUCGACCUCGCCCGUCGAGAAUGGCAUACUGCCAACACGGCCACUUGCCGCUUCAUCCGCUCAACGCUGGCCAUGAACGUCACGCCGUUCGUUCGACAACAUAAAAACGCAAAGGCGCUCCUUUUCAAUUUGAUUUGGUUGUAUGGUGACGAAGCGGGGAUUGACACACAAGGAGGGCCGGCGGUGCCAGCAGCAGCGCCUGCACCACCAUUGCAAAAGGAUCGCACUAGUUUGCUCACUGCUCUGCAUGAGACCGGUGGCUCGAAAAGAGUGAAAGGAUAUUUGGGUUGUGAGGAUUUAGUGACUGGUGCCGGUCUAUCGAAACAGUCGUCAGGAGCAACACCAAGCACAGAUACAAGCAGAAGCACAUUUUUACCAUCGACUGCAUACUCGGCUGAUGUACCUGCGCAGCAAGAGACGCCUACCGGAAAUAAUGAGUAUGAGAACUAUGUUCCCGGUCCUGCUCUCCAAGCGAUCCAUGAAGAAGACGAAAACGAAGCUGAAGACGAAGGCGGAGUUCCUUCUCCCCCUCCUUCUCCUCACCCGGGCCGCCGGGUCCCAUCAGGUCAAACGAGCGCGCGGUUCAGUACAGACCACUGGGAGUCAGACCUGGAUUUUGGGGAACGUCCCUGGGACGGAAAUGACCAUAACGGCCACGGCCACGGCCUCGCUUGCAGCAUCAGUCCCCUAACGCUUUCCGAUACAAGUUCUAAGACGACAGUGGAUUGUGAUGACGUGGAUAUGGAUUACUUUCAACGACCUGCAGAUACCAACUAUAACUUCCGCAACAACGGUGCGAUUCAACCUAGAAGCAGCAGUGUCGUCUCCGGCAAGGACAACGGCCAAAGUGUAACAACAGCAACACGCAUGGGCAAGCCUGCUGUCGAUGGCAGCGUCAUUUGUACAGGUCAAGGCCAGCCCCAAGUUUCCAACCUCAGAAGGUCGAUCUUCGCCCGAAGCAGCAAGACGAAGACAACGAUGCCAAAGCGUGGUGGGAAGCUUUCGUUUUCGUUUCCGCUUACCCGCCUACGUCGAGUGAGAGAUUCAGAAUCUGACUCGGUAUCUGGGUAAGUGAAGGAAACGUCUUCGAAAUGUCUUCUACAUGGGCAGCAGGGUGGCGAGAAAGGCAUUUACUACAUCUCAUUCCAAGGGGCCAUUUCAUUAGAGUCGUCAUGGAAGGGCUUUUGAAUGAUGAUUUUUCAUAUUUAUAAUUAUUACAACUGUAUUUUACAUGCAGUAAAAAGAAAAUCCGCAUAACUCUGGCCGCUGAGGGCUCGCUCUAAGAAUGAAGUUCCAAA